Fusarium verticillioides 7600 is the source of this 1257-nucleotide messenger RNA. RefSeq lists its product as hypothetical. Lineage: Eukaryota; Fungi; Ascomycota; Sordariomycetes; Hypocreales; Nectriaceae. The record is from RefSeq and is a predicted model, not a curated record. The coding region runs from base 1 to 1257 and encodes 418 amino acids. The transcript has a single exon.
AUGCUAGGGUAUCGAUACCUAUGGGUGGAUGCAAUAUGUAUCAUCCAGGGACCAAGCGGCGACUUCCACUCAGAAUCGGCCAGAAUGGGAGAUUACUACUCGAACGCUGAUUGUUGUAUAGCUGCAUCGGCUGCGACUGAUAGCCAACAGGGCUUUUUGACUAAACGCCCGCUCGCAAGAUUCCCUAUAGACGACAUCGCCAUUAAGAUCUCGGGACAUAAAGAUCCAGGAUAUGCCAUAUUUAAAUCAGAUCACAGGAAACCAGGUGGGAAGGGGCCUCUCCUUGUGUCGCCGCUGACGAAACGUGGAUGGUGUUUGCAAGAGGCGGCACUAGCAAAGCGCAUACUUCAUUGGACCAUCCGGGGAGUAUUUCUCGAAUGUCAGAGCUCUCUCUUCCUCGAGGGCAAAAAUGAUCCAUGGGAAACUAUGGGCCCGCAGAUGGAAAUGUCUCAUGAGCGAUACCUUACACCGAGAGAAGUCAUGGCGAUGCCUGAUGAAGACAUACUUUUCUCAAAGGGGUGGUAUCAGCUUGUGGCUGAUUUCUCAAGCACAGAGCUGACGUAUGAGACGGAUCGUUUAUAUGCCAUUCAUGGCCUUGCGUCUGUGGUCAUUCGACGUUUGAAUGCCGAAUACUUUAACGGUCUCUUCCGAGGGAGUCUUGCGCAGGGCCUUGUAUGGUAUCAUUGGUUCAGCUGGCAUGGGGCAUGCAAGAGACCUGAGGCCGCGCAGCUACCGUCUUGGUGCUGGGCAUCGGGCUGUCCUGUUGAGUUCAUGAGGAUCCGUCGGACACCGAUUUACAUCCGGGAUGACCACCCCGAGCGGCCUCUACGCUUCCCUACGCAUCCUGGGGCUAUAAGCACGGUGGAGGCCACUACCUCUAAACUCUACAUCAGAGCGCCCAUUAUCCAACUAGACAUUGGGAGGAAUAAGUUUGGAUACAUCAAGACUAGUGACUCGGGUGACAUGGUGAGAUUCGAAUGUGGCUAUUAUUUGGACUCAAAUCGUCGAGUUAUGCGCCAUAUGUCUCGUGUUGAGAACUGCGAUGCGGAGUGGGGAGGAGGCUCAAGCGUAUUGUGGAUGCCUGUAGGUCGAUCAGCCAUUGACCCGUUGUGUGUCGUGGGCUUAUUAGUGCACGAAGUGCCUGGUGAAGGAGAGGGGGUUUACUGCCGGUAUGGGCUUCUUGAGUUCAAGAGCGAGGAUGAUUCUUUACUGGAUGAUCAACGCCUGGACGACGUUAGCGAAAUAACUUUGAUAUAA